AUGCCUCCAAAAAAGCGCGAUAAAGAUAAUGAAACAAACAAGAGUACAAAAAUAGAUCAUUUACAAGCGGACCAUGAGUUAUUUUUGCAAGCAUUCGAAAAACCUACUCAAAUUUAUAGAUUCCUACGUACCCGUAACAUGUUAUCGCCUAUAUUUCUGAAUCGAACUUUAUCAUAUAUGAAAAGGAGAAUGUCGAGAAGCAAUAAAACACGUAUAGGUUUUAGUGUAGAUUCAUUAUUAGAGAGAAUUACUCAAAAGAAGAGUACCGAUUUGCAACCAAAUAGUCUAGGAGGUUAUAUGACCUUAACAUUCUUAGGAUUUUACGAUAAAAGCCUAGGUGACUCUAGGGACUAUCAAGUUAAAGUAGAAACUCUGUUGUUAAAAAUUUGCCACAAGAAAAGAAAGGAAAGCUCAUCUGCCAUAGUGGAAGUUUCAGUUGGAAGCUGUUCUGUACCAUUAAACCCAUCAUCAUCAGAGCCACCUGCAAUGGCCUCUGCUGUUAGUAUAGCUAGUGAUACAUUUAGCCCAUCACAAGGUCCUAAUGUGAAGUCCUACAUGCUUAUGUUAAGAGUGACGGUUACUAAAUCCAUACCGAGCUCCAACACAAAUGGAUCAACUACAGCUGAAAUAACAAAUGGGUCUUCAUCUGAUGAUGAACCUCUAACAAAACGCAUAAAACCUGCAGAUGUUAAUACUAAUUCAGAUAAUAAGUGGAGCAAACUCUAUGGUAGUGAACUGAUUGUGUAUGACAAACAUAAUAGAUGUCUAUUAACAAAUGGGGAAUAUGACUUAGUACUACAUGAUGCUACACCAGGUGGUAGAAGUGCGACAAUAGCCAGAUCUCCACAUAAAGCCUUGAUGGCCCAGUGGGAAACUAUACCUAAUGAAAAUGAUUUACACACAGAAACAAAUCCUUUUGAUAUAUUUAAAGUGCGUCCACUUUUAAAACUUAAACUUAGUUGGAGUCAAGAGCCAACAAAUGGUCUUGUAAAUAGACCAAAACUCUACCAAGCCAAUGAGACUAACGGAACUAAGAAAGACUCUACCAUUAUUAAGGAUAGACUGUCAACACAGAGGAAUGGAAAUAGCGAAAACAAGAAUAAUGAUAAAAAAGAAAACAAUAGCGAAUCAAAAAGACAACAAAUAAUAUACCAGUUUCUAUACAACAAUAACUCGAGACAGCAAACAGAAGGCUGUGAUGACCUGCACUGCCCAUGGUGUUCUUUAGACUGUGGAACUCUGUACUCAUUGCUCAAACACUUGAAGCUAUGCCAUUCCCGAUUUAACUUUACAUACUUUCCAAUACCGGGCGGGGCCCGAAUCGACGUAUCAAUAAAUGAGCUAUACGACGGGUCAUACACGGGUUCACCGCAUGACCUUAUCGCGUCCCAAGGGCGGUCGUCCGCCAGUGGCCCCAGAGCGGGUCCUACCCGUAGGGCCUCACUUACCCAUCUCCUGAUUUGGAGGCCACGAGCCAGAAGACGAGCUCAGAGGCAUAGCUUAGCUGAGUUCUUGGAGUUGGAUGAUAAUGACGUUCUAGAUGCACAGAGGCCAUACAUUACUGGACAUAAUAGGCUAUACCAUCACACUAUAACCUGCCUCCCAGUCUACCCCAACGAACUAGACAUUGACUCAGAAAGUGAAACCGACCCUCUCUGGCUCCAACAAAAGACCAUGAUGAUGAUAGACGAGUUCACUGACGUCAACGAGGGCGAGAAAGAAUUAAUGAAGAUGUGGAACCUUCACGUCAUGAAGUACAAUUACGUCGGAGACUGCCAGAUAUCGCUCGCUUGCCAAAUGUUCCUCCAAAUGAAGGGCAAGGAACUAUUAGAGAAGAAUCUCUAUAGAAACUUCAUACUCCACAUGUGUUCACUGCACGAUUUCGGGUUAAUUACCUCCGUGGCGUUGUACCAAACGGUGCAGAUGCUCAAUCAAAUGCUAGCAGACAACGCGGAAGCCAAAGAGAAGAUGCGUGAUUCGCUCAAAGCGCAAAGGGAACAUUGGAACACGGUCGGGAAGUUCCAACAACCAGUCGUGAUUGAGGCGAAGCCGCAAACGACCACUGCCAAGUUAAACGUGGAGGCUUCGCCCUCUGUGAGGAGAAAGACUUCGAAUUUACAAAACGCAAAUAGAAUGGCGAGCACUAGUUCCAAUUUUAAAUCGGCCAGUCCGGCCCCGAAUGGGGAAAAGCGGAAAAUGUCUUCCGGAAGUAUUCAGAGUCGGAAACGUUCGUCGAUCUCGGAAAGGAAAAGUUCUGUAUAG
Molecule: messenger RNA, 2262 nt
Organism: Pieris macdunnoughi
Lineage: Eukaryota; Metazoa; Arthropoda; Insecta; Lepidoptera; Pieridae
Source: the annotation of a GenBank genome assembly